This is a messenger RNA of Microthlaspi erraticum, 1923 nucleotides long. The record is from the annotation of a GenBank genome assembly. Lineage: Eukaryota; Viridiplantae; Streptophyta; Magnoliopsida; Brassicales; Brassicaceae.
AUGGAUGCUGAUGACGAUUUCUACAGCGGCACCGAAUACGCGGAAAACGAUUCCGAUUACGCCGACAGCAUUGACGCCGAUUACGAGUUCGUCGAUGACGACGUUGAUGAUUCCGAUGACCUCAUCUUCCGCCGCCGCCAGCAAAAUUAUAGUGUGCUAAGCGAGGCAGAUAUUUGUAAGCUUCAAGAAGAUGACAUUUCAAGGAUUUCUACUGUAUUAUCGAUUUCAAGGAUCUCAUCUGCAAUCCUGCUUCGUCACUACAACUGGUGUGUGAGCAGAGUACAUGAUGAAUGGUUUGCUGAUGAGGAAAAGGUCAGAGAUGCUGUUGGCUUGUUAGAGAAACCUCUUGUUGAUUUUCCUACUCAUGGACAACUUAAUUGUGGAAUUUGUUUCGAGACUUUCCUAUCUGAUAAACUGCAUGCUGCUGCUUGUGGUCAUCCGUUUUGCGAGUCAUGCUGGGAAGGUUAUAUCUCGACCGCGAUUAAUGAUGGUCCGGGGUGUCUAAUGUUACGAUGUCCAGAUCCUUCUUGCAAAGCUGCUAUAGGUCAGGAUAUGAUCAAUUUGUUAGCUCCUGAUAAAGAUAGGCACAAGUACACUAGCUAUUUUGUAAGAUCAUAUGUUGAAGACAAUAGAAAGACCAAGUGGUGUCCUGCUCCAGGCUGUGAUUAUGCUGUAAACUUUGUUGUUGGGAGUGGUAAUUAUGAUGUGAAUUGUCGCUGUUGUUACAGUUUUUGCUGGAAUUGUGCUGAAGAAGCUCACCGUCCUGUAGAUUGUGACACAGUUUCUAAGUGGGUAUUGAAGAAUAGCGCUGAGUCUGAGAACAUGAAUUGGAUUUUGGCGAAUUCUAAGCCAUGUCCAAGGUGUAAACGUCCUAUAGAGAAAAACCAGGGUUGUAUGCAUAUUACAUGCACUCCACCAUGUAAAUUUGAGUUCUGCUGGCUAUGCCUUGGAGCAUGGACAGAGCAUGGUGAGAAGACAGGUGGAUUUUAUGCUUGUAAUCGUUACGAAGCAGCAAAGCAAGAUGGCAUUUUUGAUGAGACUGAGAAACGCCGAGAGAUGGCAAAGAACUCUCUUGAAAGAUAUACUCAUUACUAUGAAAGAUGGGCAACCAAUCAAUCGUCUAGGCAAAAGGCGCUGGAGGAUCUUAAGAAGAUGCAAACAGAUGAUAUUGAGAAGCUCAGUGACAUACAGUGUCAGCCUGAAUCACAAUUAAAGUUCAUUAUAGAAGCGUGGUUACAGAUAAUCGAAUGUAGACGAGUUUUAAAGUGGACAUACGCCUAUGGUUUUUACAUACCUGACCAUGAGAAUGGAAAGAGACAGUUUUUUGAGUAUUUACAAGGCGAAGCUGAGUCUGGUCUUGAACGACUUCAUCAAUGUGCUGAGAAAGAAUUGAAAGUGUACUCUGAAGCCAAAGGUCCAUCCGAAGAUUUCAACGAAUUCCGCACUAAACUCGCCGGUUUAACAAGUGUAACCAAGAACUAUUUUGAGAACUUAGUUCGAGCGUUGGAGAACGGGCUACCGGAUGUGAGCUCGGAUCGAUGCUCGAGUUUGAAGAGCUUAAGUGGGAAGAACAAAGGAUCAACUUCACGAGCUAGUAGCUCCGCCGACUCGAGCCAUUGGCCUUGUGAACGCUGCACUUAUGUGAAUAAAAUGUCGGCCACUAAUUGCGAAAUGUGUGAAAAUGGUCGAAGAGCUGUCCUCACUAUAAUGGAUUUCUCCCCUGAUAGCAAUUCUAGAUCAUCUGCUACACUAGCCGGAACCAUGUCUGGAUUAGCAUUAUUCGGGGUACAGACCUUUGAUUGUGUUGGGAGGGUUGGAGUUGAUUUAGGUAUGGUGGCAGGACUCCGGGAAGGAGGUUCUCUGAUUGAAAGGGUGCUAUUUCUUUUAUUCGAGUCUCUGAGUUUCUCCUUGCUUCCAUAUUAA